UGAGAGUGACUCACUGACAAGCAGUUGGUUUUCAAUAAGGAAAUUGAAGACAUUUUGCAUCUGGAGUACUUUUGAGGGCACAAGCCGGGGGACACGUUCAAGCACUGGGAAUGAACUCUCAGACUCACAGGCUCUACAGUGGGAGGAGUGGAGACUGAAAACAACUUUUGUAAAGCUCAUCUGCUUUAUCAGGAUGGGCUGCGCUUGCAGUGACCAGAAGCAAGUAAAAGAUGACAAGGUCUACAAAGGAAAACACAACUCUCAGGGCCUGCACUCAUCAAAUCACAUAGCACGAAGUGGAAAUACCUAUACGGAUAAUGAUGACAUCGUGUUUGUGGCACAACAUGACUUCAAAGCGACCAACGACAAUGAUCUGCCUUUCAGAAAGGGAGACAAACUUAAGGUUUUACAAGAAAAUGGAGAAUGGUGGUUGGCUAAAUCAUUGCUGACUGGACAGGAGGGCUUCAUACCAUGUAAUUAUGUUGCCAGGGCAGAUACACUGGAGAUGGAAAAGUGGUUUUUUAAGGACAUCAGUAGGAAAGAGUGUGAACGAAUGCUUUUAGCCCCUGGAAAUAAACCUGGUGCCUUCCUGCUCCGAGAGAGUGAGACCUGUAAAGGGUCCUUCUCACUGUCAGUCAGAGAUUAUGUAUCAGACCAAGGAGAUGUGGUAAAACACUACAAGAUCCGCAGUAUGGACAAAGGUGGCUACUACAUCUCUCCCUCCAACACGUUCCAAUCCCUACAGGAACUGGUUAAAUACUAUGGUCGUACCGCAGACGGUUUGUGUCAGCGGCUGUAUGCCCCUUGUAAGCCUAAGGCACCCCAGCAGCCGUGGGCUCAUGAUGAAUGGGAGAUUCCCAGAGAGACCCUGAAAAUGGUGAAGAAACUGGGGGCCGGGCAGUUUGGAGAAGUGUGGAUGGGUUACUACAAGAACACCCAGAAGGUUGCUAUUAAGACCUUAAAGGAGGGAACGAUGGAGCCUGAGGCCUUCCUCCAGGAGGCCAACCUGAUGAAGCAGCUACAGCAUGAACGACUGGUGCGCCUCCAUGCUGUGGUCACUAUGGAGCCUAUUCUUAUUGUCACUGAGUACAUGAUCAAUGGAUGUCUACUAGACUUUCUAAAAACAGACGAAGGAAAAAAGCUUAAGCUACAUAAGCUGAUAGACAUGUCAGCGCAGAUAGCUGAAGGCAUGGCGUACAUCGAGAAGAAGAACUACAUCCACCGAGACGUGCGUGCAGCUAACAUUCUGGUCAGUGAGACCCUGCACUGCAAGAUAGCGGACUUUGGUCUGGCCAGGAUCAUCGAGUCAGAAUACACAGCUCAAGAAGGUGCUAAAUUUCCCAUCAAAUGGACGGCUCCAGAAGCCAUCAAUUUUGGCACAUUCAGCAUCAAAUCGGAUGUAUGGUCUUUUGGGAUCCUCCUCACAGAGAUAGUGACCUAUGGAAGAAUACCCUACCCAGGUAUGACCAACCCAGAGGUGAUCAGGAGCCUGGACAGGUCGUACAGAAUGCCACGUCCUGAAGGCUGCCCUGAGGAAUUUUAUGACAUUAUGAUGACAUGCUGGAGGCAGAGGCCUGAGGAACGACCGACUUUUGACUUUCUGCAAAACACUCUCAACGACUUCUUUGUCGCCACGGAGGGACAAUAUGAGAUGCAACCGUGAUUAAAAGAAAAUGUUUCCUGUCGUUAACCCGAAGACAUCAAAAUAAGAAAGAGGGAUGUGAGACUUGAACGGACCGAGGACAAACCAAACAUCUUUAUAACAGAAACAAUUUAUUUUUUUGAACAUUUUAAAUGGACACACUUUUUUACGUCUACCUUCUGAGUGAAUGUAAAAGCUGUUUAUGGCUUCUUCUGUCUCUAGCAGCUAUGAGCGUCUGAAAACAUGUUAAAAGUCAGACAAGAAAUGUUCAGAACUCCUACACAAGGUUUUAUUACACUGACUAUAUACCUGUUAAUGAUGGCUCCCACUCUUGAUGACAGCCAUGGAGUACGAGGAUAAUUAAGAGUGAGAUACGGUGGUUAAAAGGAAUACGGAAAUACAAAUACAGUACAUGCAUGAUGUAAAAAGGCCUCUGGACCCGAGGAAGUCGUCACAGGUAAAGUUACAGAUGAAACAUUUGCAUGGUACAGAAACGAGCAGCCUGAGAUUACAUGCACAGCACUUUUUUUAUUCUUUCAGUCAUUCCGCCAGUUAUAAAAAAGAAAAGGGCUUUUCAAAGACAAUUUUAUACUUGCAUACAAGUUUUUUUUUAAUAAAAUUAUUUACGUUAUUUAGAA
Messenger RNA from Morone saxatilis (striped sea-bass), 2280 nucleotides. RefSeq names its product BLK proto-oncogene, Src family tyrosine kinase (gene blk). Gene Ontology annotation, biological process: cell surface receptor protein tyrosine kinase signaling pathway; innate immune response; cell differentiation. Gene Ontology annotation, molecular function: non-membrane spanning protein tyrosine kinase activity; ATP binding; signaling receptor binding. The record is from RefSeq and is a predicted model, not a curated record. Gene Ontology annotation, cellular component: extrinsic component of cytoplasmic side of plasma membrane. Bases 194 to 1663 code for a protein of 489 amino acids. Lineage: Eukaryota; Metazoa; Chordata; Actinopteri; Moronidae. The transcript is spliced from 14 exons.